Messenger RNA from Bursaphelenchus okinawaensis, 2188 nucleotides. The record is from the annotation of a GenBank genome assembly. Lineage: Eukaryota; Metazoa; Nematoda; Chromadorea; Rhabditida; Aphelenchoididae.
AUGGACAUUACCAAUUUCUCGACGGAACUCAAUGUAACCGAAGAAUGCGUCGAAGAAUACGAAAAUUACGAGGAAUUCGAGAAAUGGCUACUAGGUAUGGGUUUGAAAAUGUCAUAUGAUAACAGAAGUUCAUUGAUUGAUUUUGUUUAGUCAAAUGAUGGAAAAUGUCCAAAAUAGUUUUUAAAGAAUUGGCAUUGUGUUUAAAGCUUACCAAUUGUCAUUUUUUGACUUAAAGUCAUUUUUCUUUGAUAUACUAGUAAAAAAACUUUAAAUGAACGUACUUUUUCAAAUCUGAAAGUGCAGCUUGUCUGGAAAGUCGAAAAAAGUGCUUGAAACACUAUGCCAAAUUUGUCAAAUUGGCGGAAAAGUUAAACAUUUAAAAUAUAAAACUCAAAAGUGAGUGCUAAAUUUUUUAUGGGUACUAUUGGUAGUACAAAGAAUUCAAAAAAAUUUUUGAGCUGAUUCUGAGCGGGGCAGGGUGGAUACUUUCCAUGUCAGUUUAUUUAGACAUUUGAUUGAUUCAAUGCCAUUUUUAAUUAAACAAAUAAAACCCCAAAAAAUUAACAUUUUUUUCAGGCGUAGUAGCCCUCCCAUUCAUAAUGGUCGGCUUGGCGGCCAACUUUAUGUCAUUGUUGAUAUUUUCACACAAAAAUAUGCGGACGAACAUGGUGAAUUGGUACCUCAUGAUACUGGCGGCUUCGGACUCUGUGAUAUUGAUAUCGUCGUUUAUUGUGCUGACAUUACCACGCCUGGGAGAGAUUUUACAUUUCUGGAAGUUGACUUGGAUCAGGUAGGGUUUUUGGAAAGAUUUUAUGGGCUUAGGGGGUGUUUUUUGAUUUUUUUUAUCUCAAAGGGUUUCAUUCAAAUUUUUUUCAAAAUUUUUUGAUGCUUAUUGAAUUACAGUACUCAUAUCGUACUUCACAGUAACCCAGAUGUAUAUUUCCACAUCCUUUUUUCAGCUACUAUCUAGUACCGUACUGGUACGCCCCCAUGGGAUCGGCCCAGACGAUAUCCGUAUGGAUGACUGUGGCCAUGUCGCUACAUCGAUUCAUAGGCGUAUGUCUACCAUUCAAAGCCAGCAUAUUACUCAAUAAAAAGCGGGCCAAAGUUGCAAUAGGAUCGGUUAUCGUGUUCGCUAUCAUGUUCAAUAUGACACGGUUUUUUGAGGUAGGAUUUUAUUGUGGUAAAUGUCAUAACAGUUCAUGCUCUUACCACACUAAUAAUACUUUGUUUUACUCUAUCCUACCUUACCCUAUCCUACCCUACCUUACCUACCCUAUCUUACCCUACCAUGCAAUACCGUACCAUACUUUACCCUAUGCUACUUUACCUCCGCUUAUCUCACUUCAUCUUGCCUUAGCAAAUGUGCCAUGUUCGUUAUAUAAGUGAACCUUAUGCUAUGUACAGUAUAAACCAUGCCUAAUAUCCCCCUCUUUCAGGUAGAAAUCGUGUCAUUUUGUCGUCACAUUCCAAUAAACGCCGAACUACCCAUCUUCCACCCAACCCCACUACGACUGUCCAGUUUAUAUCGCCAGCUUUACUACGAAUAUGCGUAUACAUUGGUCAUGUUCCUCAUACCAUUCACCAUACUGAUCAUGGUGAAUUCGAUGGUAAUUCUGGCGAUUCACAAGAGUCGUCAGAUUCAUGCCAAAUUGAACGUAUACGACGACGGAACGAGGAAACAGGAGAUCGCCAAGGAAAUCAGCACCUCCAUCAUGUUGGUGGCUAUUGUCGUGGCAUUCUUGCUUUGUAAUACCUUGGUAAGUUGGGGUAGGGUAGAGUAAAAGAAAAGCAAAGGUAAGGCAAGGUAUGGUCAGAGCAAGGUUAGAGUAGGGAAUGGUAGGAUAGGCUAGUGUAAAGUAGAGUAAAGUAAAUUAUGGUGGAGUAGGGUACAGUAGGGUACUGUAGGGUAGGGUAAAGUAGGGUACUGUACUAUAUCACCUUCUUACUCCUCCACUUUCAGACCUUCGUAGUGAAUAUCCUCGAGAACUGGGGCUACGCCAACUACCUCACAAUGCUCGUGCCGUGGAGUAACUGGCUUGUCAUGACCAACGCCUCCAUCAAUAUUUGCAUUUACUGUAUGUUCAGCGACAAAUACCGUCAGUUGUUCUGGUACUACCUUCGCCUACUGGGAUGUUGUGGUUGUCGGAAUGAUUUCGAGGUCAUUGUCAAUCACACAUGGUCGUGA